Molecule: messenger RNA, 1193 nt
Organism: Cucurbita moschata (crookneck pumpkin)
Lineage: Eukaryota; Viridiplantae; Streptophyta; Magnoliopsida; Cucurbitales; Cucurbitaceae
Product: zinc-finger homeodomain protein 10-like
Exons: 1
Coding region: 39-965 (308 amino acids)
Biological process (GO): regulation of developmental process; regulation of DNA-templated transcription
Cellular component (GO): nucleus
Molecular function (GO): DNA-binding transcription factor activity; transcription cis-regulatory region binding
Source: RefSeq, a predicted model, not a curated record
UCUUUGUUGUGGUUCUUGUUGUUGUUGUUUAAUUCUCCAUGUUUAGAGAGGUCUGUGUUUUUGAGAGAGCCAUGGAUUUAGCCCCAGCAGCUCCCAUCCCUACUACUAAUAACACUAAAUCCCCCGACCCCGACACUGAUAAUGCUCCCACAACCAUUCCGCCGCCUUCCGCUAAAUCGCCGCCCUUCACCAACGGCCUUCUCAAGCGCCACCACGCUCAACAACACCCUCCGCUUGUUACUUACAAAGAAUGUCUCAAAAACCACGCCGCCACUUUAGGAGCUCAUGCCUUAGACGGAUGUGGGGAAUUUAUGCCCUCUCCUUCUGCCACUCCUAACGAUCCCACUUCGCUUAAGUGCGCUGCGUGUGGCUGUCACCGGAAUUUCCACCGCCGGGACCCUGAGGAACCAAUCUCCACUUUGGCGAUUAAUUCCGCUCCGACUCAUGUCAUUGAGUAUCAGCCGCACCAUCGCCAUCACCCGCCUCCUCCGCCGUUGGCUGGCAAUUGGAGUCCGAAUUCUGCAUCGCCGCCGCCGAUCUCGUCGUCGUAUUACCCUUCCGCGCCACAUAUGUUAUUGGCGCUUUCAGCUGGGUUGUCCGGUCCUCCGCCGGAAAACGCACAGCGGAGCCCAAAUGGACGGAAACGAUUCAGAACAAAAUUCAGCAACGAACAAAAGGAGAAAAUGUUGGAUUUAGCGGAACGAGUUGGAUGGAAAAUGCAGAAGAGAGACGAAGAUUUGGUUCGAGAUUUCUGCAAUGAAAUCGGAAUUGAAAGAGGGGUUCUCAAAGUAUGGAUGCACAACAACAAGAACACCAUGGGAAAAAAGACCGACACCAAUGGCGCCACUACCACCACCCCCACCGCCACCGCCACCGCCGCCGCCGCCGUCAACAACAACGAAGACAGAGCAGAUGCGGGUUUACAUAUGCAUAUUGGCUCAAAUGGGUCAUCUUCUUCCUCUUGAUCUACUGCUCUGUUUCACAAGUAAUUAAGAAUAAAACUGCAUCAUCCUCAUCAUUAGCUGAUAUAGAAAUCCAAGCUAGGUAGCUCUGUUUUUUUUUUUUUCCCCCCCUUUGAAAUUUUCAUUUUAGCUUAGUGUUUAAUUGAAUCAAUUAAUGAGAAGACCACCCUGUUUGGAGUGGAUUAUAACAUGAAAUUAGUGAUUAAAUGCAUUAAUCAUUAAUUAACUCCA